AUGGCAAUGAAAAUCCCCCAUUCCCCAGUGAGAAUGAAUGAAUGGCUUUCUCAGAAAGAAGCUGCAACUGGACCGAGUGCGGGGGAUCCUGGGCAACGCGCCGAUCCCUUGUGCUUGGCCCAAUUUUCGGACGGGAGCCGUUCAUGGUUCUGGCAGAUGGGGAUUGACUUUCCCAGUGAUUAUCCCUAUCCCUCAAAGACAGGCGGCCCUGGUCAACAACACGCGCACAACAGAAGCAUCAAGGAUAAUCUAUCCCACACACCAAUCGAUGGAUGCAACAGCACGAAUAGGCAGCCAGAUCACCGUGCGGCAUUGCAUCAUUCAUUGAACUUUGUUUUCCCGAUCCAGCACCUUCCCAUCAAGGGUUGCGCUCGUGCAUGGAUCUCGUUUGAGAACGGAGUGAAGGAUGUCCUCUCAUCCAGACCUUUUCUGGCUGCUGGUGCUGCUGGUGCUGCUGGUGGUGGGGGUGAACGGAGCACGUCCACCGUGAGUUCAUUCUCCAACGGAGUCUCCGAUGCCGGAGUCCAUGCGUCUCAUCUGCGGGGGCUCGGCGAUGAUGCGAGUAUGUCUGCUGUGAAGAUGACGAGGCAGCUGGGGAACGAGCGCAAGAUUGCAUUGCAUCUGACCCAAAUCAAAGGAACUUGGUUAGGGUCCCUGCCAGUCACUCGCCCCGUCCGGAAUAAGCUAUGGAUUAGGCCGAUCGGGGGGAUCCGCCCAUCCUCAGCUGUUCAGCUCGCUAUUCUCCAGAUAGCAAGCAACAUUCCUCCGACCAGGAGGAGGGCAGCAAAAGAAGACGGUCUCUGGGGUGCCCUCCACUCCCCCCACUUUGCAGACUCGCUUCCUCAGCCGACAACGUUCUAG
This is a messenger RNA of Aspergillus niger, 861 nucleotides long. RefSeq lists its product as hypothetical. The record is from RefSeq and is a predicted model, not a curated record. The transcript has 5 exons. The coding region runs from base 1 to 861 and encodes 286 amino acids. Lineage: Eukaryota; Fungi; Ascomycota; Eurotiomycetes; Eurotiales; Aspergillaceae.